Molecule: messenger RNA, 2553 nt
Organism: Eufriesea mexicana
Lineage: Eukaryota; Metazoa; Arthropoda; Insecta; Hymenoptera; Apidae
Exons: 8
Coding region: 1-2553 (850 amino acids)
Source: RefSeq, a predicted model, not a curated record
AUGAGCCGACGUCGAAGACGAGCUAAUGAUUUCACAGAUUCAUUAAAUAGUUAUCGAUCUAAUGACAUCGAUACCGAUUCACUUUGUUCGAUAUCUGAGUAUAGUUCGGAUGAAGUUAAAAGUACAAUUUCGGAAGUUCAUCCUGUUCCAGACUUAAAUAAACGUAUCGACUUAUUUCAAGUUGAGCAAUCAGCUAUUAAAGUGAAUGAUAAAGAAAGUAAUAAUCCUCAGAGUUCUGUAAAUGAGAAUAUGACUACUAAAUUGUCAUGUACAAUCAAGGAACAAACUGAAGAGUCACAUACUAAAUUAAAGUCUAUUACAAUGGGUGAAAAUUCAAAAAGAGAUUCUAAUUACAAUAUAAAUAACACUGAAUUAAAUGCAAGUUCAAUCUUAGAACAAAAAAAACAUGCAAAUAAUGAAACAAAGAAAUUUGAAACAAUUCUUUGCUCAUUAGAUAAUCAACUUAAUCGAAUGAAGGAAGUUUCUCAGACACAGCAAGUUUUAAAACGUUUAUCUGAUAAAUUUGUACACUCACCACGAAACUUUACUGAAAGACUUUUAACUAUCAUUGAAGAAUCUGUUAUAAAUAAUGACGAUGAUAGAAAUGAAACAUCUGCAAUAGAUUUAAGUAGAUUAACAACAGAAUUUAGAAAAAUGUGUAAAUUUAUAGAAGAUGAAUCUGCUCCUGAAUGGCCCCCAUCUCCAAUGUCUACACCUCCAUGUCCACAACGCGUUUCUAUAAGCCCUGCGUGUAGUAAAUCUGAUCAUAUAAAAAAUUUUAAAAAUGAUAAAUUGUGUUCCCCUAUAAAUGCAUCUGUAUCUAUCACACCUAUUUCUGGUAAAGACAUAAUUAGAAAAAGAUUCUUUGCUAAAAUAUCAAAAAAUAAUUACAAUGGAAACAUUGAUAGUGUUAUUAAUGAAUCUGGUAGUACAUCUUUUGAACAUUUAGAGGCUCAAUGCAACAGAUUAUUUCCUGAAGAAAAGGAAUAUUCUAAACCUUUACUUAAAAGUUCAUCGAUGCCAUCUUUGUUAAGCAUGAGUCAAAUCCAUGAUAUAUGUGAACAACAAAUGGCAUCAUUAAAUGUAUCAAAUGAUGAAAAUCAUAAAGAAAAUACAAUAUUGAGCAUGCCAAAUUUAUUAGACAAAUGUAUAUAUCAAAGUCCAAUUAUAAGUAAACCAGAACACAGUUUCUCAAAAUUAAAUGAAUUACAUAAUAAAUCAAAGGAUAACCAAAAGAUAACUAAUAAUCUUUCGUACUCAAAGAAAAAAUCCAGAAAAAUGAAUGAAAAAUUUGAUAAUAUAACACCAGAUAAGCUUACAAAUAGUUAUGAAAUGUUAGAUCCAGAUGACUUACAAAAAACACUUUUUGAAGAUAUAGCAAAAAAAAGAAAGAGAUGUCUUGAUACAGCAAAACUUAUUACAGAAAUUAAUGCAGACCCUGAAGUAAUAAAAACAUUGAGAAUGUCUCCUUUGUUUACCACUGACGAUGAAUCAAAUUCAUUGGAGGAUGAAACAAAAUUUUUGCAAACUCUUGUAUCUUGUAAAGACUAUCAAUCAUAUUUAGAAAAACAAAAACCUCUCUUUAAGUUACUUCAAAAUUCAAAUUCUUGUGCAACUGAAACUAACAUUAAGAAAACUGAGAAAUCUGAUGAAAAAUGUGAAAGAAAUACAGUUUCAAAGAAAGAAACUUGGAAUAUUAAAAAAUCACCAUAUAGAAGAAAAUGUACUCUUUUGAGUCCAAAUGUAAAAUCUUGUAAUCUAUAUACGUCACCAUUGUCAAAAAAGCAAGGUAAUGAAAAGGAAGGGCAGAAAGAAAAUGUAAAACCAAAACUCUUUGUCACACCAGGAAAAAGUCCUUCCAAUACAGAUCAUAAGAAGAAAAAAGUAUACUUUCCAAACAUGCACAGUCCUGUAAAGCACACAAAGGUAAGACACAUUUUAAAGAGUCCACAUGCAGAAGGCUUAUACCGAUUGAAUUAUAAUACUGUAAUAUCACCAGUGGGUAUGUAUAUAAGAGGUACAGAUAUGCAACUUAUAAAAAAUGUACGUGCUAAAACAGAUAAUUUAUUGCUUACACCUGUGAAAAGGAAUGUAAAAAUAUCACUAAAUAAAAACUUGAAAGAAGAAAAUACUCCACCGAAAUGUAUAAAUAAAAGUCAGGAAAAGACACCUCUUAAGAUUAAUUUAUCUCCUAAAGUAAAUGUUUAUAAACAAGAGGCAUACAAAAAUCUGCUAGAGAACGAUAAUAUGCCAAAAAAUAAUUUUAUACUUCCAAAGGUUUCAUAUAAACUCCCCUUACAAAUCAAAACGAUAAAAGAAAAUGAAUCACCUAAGCAAGGGCCUCGUAUGAAGAAAUUACUUGAAGUUGCUCAAAGUAAAAUUGUCAUCCGACAUCAAGGUCGGAAAAAUUCAGCACAAAAAGUAAAGAAUCUAGCAAAUAACGAAGUAUAUGAAAUUAAUUAUGAACCAGAAGAUGAAUCUAUUCAUAUUGAACAAGCAGCUAAUAAAACAAAUUUUAUACAUAAUGGUUUAAAGGUUGAUGGAAAACAUUAA